CUGGCGGCGGCUCGGCGCUGCUCUGACACCCGGAUACCGCUCGGCGCGGCCCCCCGCCUCCCCGUACCCGGCCCGCCUCCUCCCACCCGUCCCAGCCGGCGCCGCUCGCCCCCUCCCCGGCCCCUGUUCCAGGCUCCCGCCGCGGGACGAGAAGGAGGGCUCCCCGCAGACAAUGGACGAGCACCCUGGAGCCGGAGGAGGCGGUGGGAUGGCGGCCGCGCCGAGGCCGCAGCAGCCCCCGCCGCAGAGCGGAGGCAACGUGAACCUGCAGCCGGGCGGGGGCUGCGCGGGGGCCGGAGCCGGCGGCGGAGGGCAGCAGCAGCCGCAGGGCCCCGCGGCCCCGGGCGGGCAGGAGGCGGCGGGCCCUGCCGAGCUGUCCCGGCCGCAGCACUACACCAUCCCGGGGAUCCUGCACUACAUCCAGCACGAGUGGGCUCGCUUCGAGAUGGAGCGGGCGCACUGGGAGGUGGAACGGGCCGAGCUGCAGGCUCGGAUAGCAUUUCUACAAGGGGAAAGAAAGGGUCAAGAAAACUUGAAGAAAGAUUUAGUGAGAAGAAUAAAAAUGUUAGAAUAUGCAUUAAAACAAGAAAGGGCAAAGUAUCAUAAAUUGAAGUAUGGCACAGAAUUGAACCAAGGUGACUUGAAAAUGCCAACUUUUGAAUCAGAAGAAACCAAAGAUACGGAGGUUCCUGCAGUACCUCAGAAUAGCCAACUGACCUGGAAGCAAGGCAGGCAGUUACUAAGACAGUAUCUUCAGGAAGUAGGUUAUACAGAUACGAUACUGGAUGUACGCUCCCAGCGGGUAAGGUCUUUGCUUGGGCUCUCCAAUUCAGAACCAAAUGGUUCAGUAGAGACAAAGAAUUUAGAACAGAUCCUCAAUGGGGGCGAAUCUCCUUCAUCAAAACAAAAGGGACAGGAAAUCAAAAGGAACUCUGGUGAUGUUCUUGAAACAUUUAACUUCUUAGAAAAUGCAGAUGAUAGUGAUGAAGAAGAAGAGAGUGACAUGAUAGAGGAUAUUGCAGAAGGAAAAGAGAAACAUCGGAUAAAUAAGAAACACAAAAUUGGUAAUGAAGGUUUAGCCGCUGACCUUACAGAUGAUCCCGAUACUGAAGAAGCCUUGAAAGAAUUUGAUUUUUUAGUGACAGCUGAAGAUGGUGAGGGAGCUGGAGAAGCCCGAAGUUCUGGAGAUGGAACAGAGUGGGACAAAGAUGACCUGUCCCCAACUGCUGAGGUUUGGGAUGUAGACCAGGGACUAAUAAGUAAACUGAAGGAACAGUACAAGAAGGAACGAAAGGGGAAGAAAGGGGUAAAGAGAGUCAACAGGACAAAACUUCAAGACAUGAUAGCAGAUCUGGGCGAUGAUGAGAUACCCCACAUCCCUUCAGGAAUCAUUAAUCAAUCUAGGUCACCCUCUUCUAGAAUGACUGAUCAUGAAGGUGCAAGAGCAGAGGAAGCUGAGCCAAUAACGUUUCCAUCUGGAGGAGGCAAGUCAUUUAUUAUGGGUUCUGAUGAUGUUUUGUUAAGUGUACUGGGCCUUGGAGACCUUGCAGACUUGACAGUAACAAAUGAUGCAGACUAUAGUUAUGAUCUGCCAGCUAAUAAAGAUGCCUUCCGGAAGACAUGGAACCCUAAGUAUACGCUACGCAGUCAUUUUGAUGGAGUGCGGGCAUUAGCUUUUCAUCCUGUAGAGCCUGUGCUGGUUACAGCCUCUGAGGACCAUACUCUAAAACUUUGGAAUUUGCAGAAAACGGUUCCUGCCAAAAAGAGUGCCUCUUUAGAUGUAGAACCUAUCUACACAUUUAGGGCCCACAUUGGACCUGUAUUGUCAUUGGCAAUUAGUUCUAAUGGAGAACAAUGUUUCAGUGGUGGUAUUGAUGCAACCAUCCAGUGGUGGAACAUGCCUAGCCCUAACGUGGACCCAUAUGACACCUACGAGCCAAACGUUCUAGCUGGCACACUAGUUGCUCACACAGAUGCAGUCUGGGGUCUUGCUUACAGUGGUGUAAAGAAUCACUUACUAUCUUGUUCAGCAGAUGGCACUAUUAGAUUAUGGAACCCACCAGAAAAAAUGCCCUGUAUUUGCACUUACAAUGGAGAGAAAGAGCAUGGAAUACCUACAUCAGUUGACUUCAUAGGUUGUGAUCCUGCUCAUAUGGUGGCAUCUUUUAACACUGGCAGCACAGUCAUCUAUGAUUUAGAAACAUCUCAGUCAGUGGUAAUGCUUUCAUCCCAAGUAGAAUCUGGUGUACAAUCAAAUAAUCACAUUAACAAGGUAGUAAGUCAUCCCACACUUCCUGUUACUAUUACAGCUCAUGAAGACAGACACAUCAAAUUUUUUGACAACAAAACGGGUAAAAUGAUCCAUUCUAUGGUUGCUCACUUGGAUGCUGUCACGAGUCUAGCUGUAGAUCCUAAUGGAAUCUAUUUAAUGUCUGGAAGCCAUGAUUGUUCCAUUAGAUUAUGGAAUUUGGACAGCAAGACAUGUGUGCAAGAAAUAACAGCUCAUAGGAAAAAGCUGGAUGAAUCAAUUUAUGAUGUAGCAUUUCAUCCAUCAAAAGCAUAUAUUGCCAGUGCAGGAGCUGAUGCCCUUGCCAAAGUAUUUGUGUGACACAGCAGAACAAACCUGCAUCAUAACAGCAGGUCUGUUUGGACAAAAAAGAGGGAACGCGUCACUGCCAUCAAUAAGGUUACCAAUAAGACACUACAUCUGAUCUGCCUGAGUGAAGGCUCUUGAGUGGGGCAGGUUUCAGUUGGUGAAAAGUCACCACAUCUUGAACAAUGUCAGGCUCAUUCAUUUAACUGUAAUUACUGUAUUUGGGGGGUGGGGAGAAGUAAAAAAGGAAAACCAGUAUUUGUAGCCUUGACUGGAUAUGAACUGAGCGUAUGUCUGUUCUUUAGGUGUCUUUAAGCAAACGUGGAGUCUGAUCUUACAAAAGACUUUUAUUUUGGACUCUGUGUGCUGCCUUAGGGUUAGGAAUGUGGUGCUCUUGUGGGGGGAAGUGAGCUCCAAGAGUAGCUUUCUUUUCAUCUCUUAGUAAUCUUCUGUUUAUCAGUUGAAUGCCACAGAUUCCCCUUUUAAACUUUUAUUUUGCUUUAAAGAAAAGGAAAUUUAACUUAAAAUAUUUUAGCAUUAGUUGCACAAAAUGUUUGGAUAAAAUUCUAGUUUUUAUAAGUCUUUUUAUAUAUUUAGCCUGUCACAACAGUGCUCAAGAUUGUAUUGAUAAUGUUUUUCUGCAUUAUAGAACCCUAAAACACAGAGAACUCACUGACCCGCUGCCGUGUAACCACACUCUUCCCUUCUUUUGCCUAAUACAGCUCAGCUAAGUCCUUGCAUAAGGAUGCUAAUUCUUCAUCAUCGCAUAACUGUCUUCAUAAAUAAAGGACUGUAAAAUGUGUUUAAAUGAAACACAGAGGGGUUAACACCCCCCGAUGAACUCUUAAAAAAAAAAAAAUAUAUUAAUCUUGGCAUCCUAUCACUAUGUGAUAUUUUGUACAUCUUACUGUAUUUACGAGUUUAUUUAUCAAGGAUUACCCAUCUUGCUAAUGGCCUAUUGUUAUUUAUUUCACUUUUUGUUGGUCUUUAUAUCCUUUUAUGUAGUGUGUUAAAGGGCCCUGUAUAUCUAUUAUGGCACUCUUUGAACAGUCUAAAAUAGAUAAGAAAAUGGGACAUUUCAUGAUUCUAAAGUUGCAAACCAAGAUAUUUUUUUUUUCCUUUGGUUAAGUAUUUGAAGUGGAGUGGAUUCCAAAAACCAAUCUUGUUUCAGAACUUUUGGAGUGAAAAAAUUUUUUUGCGUUUCAAAUAGAAUACAAAAGUAGUUGAUUCAAGAUUCAUAAAUCUGCUGUGUUUUGGCUAGUUAUUCCCUGCUUUUAUUUUAUUUUUGGAUGUGCUUCAGUUUAUGGUGUAACUAAACAUUUUGUUUGUGUAAUGCAUGAUUAAUACAAUAAAGUAUUUUUUCUAGUCUUCCACAAAACUUUUCUGAUCAGUUUGCGAGUUUUGAUGAGUUUUGUAAGGUUUCUGUUUUACAAACUAUGAAUCAGCAAAUUUUUAAGAUUGUACCACAUAGCAGAAGUACAGCUGUUGAAAAAUAAUGUAUAUAAAAUGCAUAUAAUAAAUAUUAAAUGGUGUACCUGUA
Molecule: messenger RNA, 4133 nt
Organism: Lagopus muta (rock ptarmigan)
Lineage: Eukaryota; Metazoa; Chordata; Aves; Galliformes; Phasianidae
Gene: STRN3
Product: striatin 3
Exons: 18
Coding region: 173-2608 (811 amino acids)
Cellular component (GO): dendrite
Molecular function (GO): protein-containing complex binding; protein phosphatase 2A binding; calmodulin binding
Source: RefSeq, a predicted model, not a curated record